AAACUAAAUUCAAGAGCAAUUUUCGAAUGAUAUUUCAUCAAUUCGUUACCAGCUACAGUCAUACUCAAAAUGAAGUUGGGACGAGGUACAAAGUUGACGUUGUUAUUCGUAACUACAUUUAGCUGUGUCAAAAUUGCGGGUGGUGUCUGGAUGGAAUAUGAAAUAGCAGGUUUUGAUAAUAUGGAUGGUUCGCUUCUCAAAACAGACCUCAAGUCUAAGCGCUACGAUAAAACAAGCUUUGGAAUUAGUGGAACGGUUCAUAUAGUAAAUGAUUUUUGUGAUGAUUUUGAGAUUGAGCUCGUCCUUUUCCACAGUGCUAAAGGCAACAAUCAAUUCGUUAAAAUGCCUUACAAAGUUCCUAAGGAUGAUUUAUGCACUACAGUGAACGGGAUAUACAUUAAAAGUAAAUGUGCGAGAGAUGUUGCGGCUGCAUCGGAUCUUCCAGCUCCGGUAGAAAAUGAAUCACUGUGCGCGUUAUACAAAGCAGGAAAUUACACCAUUAAACAGUAUAUAUUGGGAAAGGAUGUGGUGCCGAAAUUUCUACAGACUGGUUUAUAUAAGGCACAAAUUCUUGUUAACAAGAAGGGUUCCGAUGAAGUGUCAACGUUUACACUUCACGUAAAAUUAUAUUGAAUAUACCUUUCUGACGUCCAAUACAAUUUUAAAAUAUUAGGAGUCCACACUGUGUAGACUGCACAAUUUUUUAAUUGGCAUUGCAAUGUAUUAACGUAAGUCAACAUAUUCUUUGAAAUUCAAAGUUUUAAUAAAAUAUUUUGAAUGGGGAAUGGAAAUAACUCUUCAGAGUAAAAGUUCUUGUCAAUUGUCAAUUAUGAGCAAAAUUUAAAAUCCGACCCAAUUUCUAAUAUUAUUGGAGCAAUACAAUACAGACUGAGUGUCGAAUUUUAAAUUAGGUUCACCAUAACUACGAUCAAUAAAUUGUACAAGUAUAU
Molecule: messenger RNA, 950 nt
Organism: Bradysia coprophila
Lineage: Eukaryota; Metazoa; Arthropoda; Insecta; Diptera; Sciaridae
Source: RefSeq, a predicted model, not a curated record